GUCUAGACUGUACGAGCCCCAUUGGAAUCGAAAGCCGAAACACGAAAGGGACCUUCCAAGUUACAAGUAUAGGUUGAAACAUCGACGUUCAUCGGUUCAUGUCCCCACCCCGGCCCCCAACCAGUUUACUGUCCAGAUCUCUCAUUCAAUUCUUUCCACCAUUUUAAUCACUCAGGUCUUAGCUGACUUCUUCUCCUGCUUCUUCCUCUUCUUACGUCUGCAUUCUAUCUUUUAGGUGACAUUUAUUGCUUCAGCGGAGCAGUUGCAUUUCCUGCUUACGCAAAUCGAAAGGAAUCGAUACUAAAUUCUCCUCCUUUUUUUAUUGCCUCCCCCCUCCCCCCAAAGAAAUUAAGAUCUUCCUUUUCUUUCUCCUUCAUCGAUCACAGACAUGUCGAUUCUCGGAAACAACAACAGCACCAUGGGUACUCCUUUCUUCCACGAGUUUAAGAAACAUGCUUCUUUUUUCCUCAAAGAGAAGAUCAGGACGGCGCGAUUGGCCCUGACGGACGUUACACCCGCUCAACUCUUAACGGAAGAAGCCACCAAUGGUGAUCCAUGGGCACCGGAUACCCGAACUAUGGGUUUGAUAUCGCGGGCGGCUUUUGAAGUGGAUGAUUAUUGGAGGAUUGUGGACAUUCUUCAUACAAGGUUGUCGAGAUUUGAUAGAAAAAAUUGGAGAAUUGCUUACAAGGCUGUGAUUUUAUUGGAACACCUUCUGACCCAUGGACCCGAGAGCGUUGCGGAGGAGUUUCAGAGCGACAAAAACGUCAUUGGGGAGAUGGAAACCUUUCAGUACAUCGAUGAAAAAGGAUUCAACUGGGGCCUUGCUGUUAGAAGGAAAUCCGAGAGGGUACUGAAGUUACUUGAUAAAGGGCCUCUCCUCAAGGAAGAGAGGAACCAAGCUCGAAAGCUCACACGUGGUAUUGAAGGAUUUGGGAGCUUCUGCCAACGAUCUUCUUCAGCAGAUGGAAGCUUCAAAGGGUCAUAUCUCAGUAGGUCUAAUUCUAUCUACUGCAAUCCAGGCAACCAAGACGAUCAAUUCUCGUCCUCCAAGGAGGCAGAUUUAACCCAAAACGCCAAGAAAACACAAUCGACUUAUGAGGAUUGCAAUGUGGUCCUUGACAACCCAACAAAAGAUUCAAGCUCUUGCAAUGUCUCUAAUCAAGGUCGGAGGCUUGACAAAUAUGAUGAUGAAAUUAGUUCCAAGGAAAACAUUGCACCCACUAAGCAGAUGGAGGACUUGCUAGUAGAAGAACUUGAAGAUCAAGACAACACUAGAGAAUCAAAACCUCUUUUGGGUGGUCAAAUGGAUGAACUUAAGAUUGAAUAUUCUGUGGAAAAAGAUCAUCCAUUCAACCAUACUGAAAAUCAGAUUACUGCCUCACUGCUUUUCACCAGGGACGAAAUCUUGCAAGGAUGUUGAUUUUAUAAGUUUGUAUAGCCACUGCAGUAGAUGGCUAGUCUACAUAUUACUUCACUACAUUUGUUGAGUGACUGAUAGAGGUGUUUGUUAAGCAUUCGAGCUUUAAUGAAGUUACUAAAUGAUGUAGUUAGAGGCUCCUGGCUUGGUGCAUGUACGGUUAAAGCAGCGCUUGUUCAAACUCCAAAGGCAACUUUUUUCCCUAAA
This is a messenger RNA of Nelumbo nucifera (sacred lotus), 1627 nucleotides long. RefSeq names its product ENTH/VHS family protein. Gene Ontology annotation, cellular component: clathrin vesicle coat; plasma membrane; endosome. The record is from RefSeq and is a predicted model, not a curated record. Gene Ontology annotation, biological process: endocytosis. Gene Ontology annotation, molecular function: phospholipid binding; clathrin binding. NCBI's taxonomy places the organism in Eukaryota, Viridiplantae, Streptophyta, Magnoliopsida, Proteales, Nelumbonaceae.